UCAGCUGGAACAUCUGGACGUGUGAUUGGCCUAAGGUCGAUGAGGGGCAGGUUGGCCCCGCCCUCAUCCAGAUGUGCGUCUCGCUCCAGUGUCCUUAGUCCACUGCUGGCUGCAGCAGAGUGCGGAGCGUCGUGAAGUCAACAGGAGGGUGCGCAUGGGUCCAGUUAAAGUUCCAAAAGCGAGGCGCACGCAGACUCUCGUCGCUGAGGUGCUUUUUUCAGUCGGAUGCCACCCAUUCUGACAUGCGUUGAUCAUGUUUUGUGAUCUUCACGGUAGACUUCACCCUGGAGGAGUUAGAUCUACCUGAGCGGGUUAAGAUGCAGAGCUAAUGGAGACAGGCAGGGCUGAGCGCGGUGCCACUCCAGCGCGCUGAGCACAGAGCCACAGAGCCUCAUUCAGUGCGGAGCGCAGUCUGCCGCAUGACUUGUGCAUCUUUUCUCUGCGCUGCAACUAUUUCUGGCUCAAUUUUCACCAAAGAAGCCGGUUUUGUUUUCCUUGCAGCUUGAUGGGGAUCACACCUCUCACCACAUGCGUCUGACUACGGCGUGAGGUGUACCGCAAGACCGAGACGAGCGACCUGCAGGGGCGUGCAGUUAAUUGAAAUCGAUCCAGUGGUUGUUUUUUUUUUUUGAAUGUGAAGCGGCAGAAGAGGUCAUUUCUCCUCUCCUCCUCCUUCUCCCCCUCCUCUUACCUACAACAUGACUUCACUGUCGGGGACUAGGGAGAGGAGCAGCCGGAGCAGAAAACAUGGGAUGCCUGACUCCUCCCCAACAAAAUCGGCCUCCAUUUUCCCAGACACAUGGUGCCGAAAGGCCUACGAGGAAACCAGCCGCUCCGGCACUCGUCCAGCGCCAGAGGGAGCUGGCUCCAUGCCCAGCUCCACUGGUACCCCUUCCCCAGGCUCAGGGAUCUCAUCGCCAGGAUCCUUCUCUGGAUCUCCAGGAACCAUUUCCCCAGGGAUUGGCACUGGAUCACCGGGUUCUCUCGGUGGCUCUCCGGGUUUUGGGACAGGAUCGCCGGCCUCGGGGAGCGGAAGUUCACCUGGAAGUGAAAGGGUGAUAUGGUGUGAGAACUGCAACACGCGUCUGACAGAGCUGAAGCGUCAAGCACUGAAACUGCUCAUCCCAGGCCCGUACUCCAGCAAGGAUCCAUCCUUCUCACUCCUCCUCCACGACAAGCUUCAGGUGCCCAACAGUUCUCGGCGCGCGUGGAACGAGCGCGACAGUCGUUGCGAUGUCUGCGCUACUCACCUCACUCAGCUCAAACAGGAAGCUGUGCGCAUGGUCCUCACCCUGGAUCAGUGGGAUCUGUCUCCCACUUCUUCGCCUCCAGCUCGAUACGCAUCUCAUGGACCUCCAGGACCAGCAGGCGCCUCGGGACCGCCAGGAGUUCCAGGUUCACGUGAAUGGGCUCCUUCGGUUCUCCCAUCCUCUUCUGUGACUGCUCCAUACACUCCUCUCUCAUCUUCGCAGUCGCCUUCUCCAAGCCCCAGUCAGACCCCGACACCGAGCCCGAUCCAUGGACAGUCUACCCCCAGUCAAGGGAGUCCCUCAGGGGGGCAAACGUCCAGCUGUGGUCCCACAACUCAACAGCUCCAAGGAUCAGGACACAGACUGGGAUCCAAACCCAGCUCCUUGGGUCUGGGAGCGGGGGUGGACCGAAGGAAUGGCUCGCCCAGCUCAGGGAAAGCCGGUGCCCAGCAGCAACCAGUGAGCAGUGUAAGCAGUCCCAGUAAUAACAGUGGGGGAGCGGUUCUGAGCGCAGCGGCUCUGCAGGCCCAUCAGCACCAGAACCGGACUAAUGGAGGAGUCACUCUGUAUCCAUACCAGAUUUCCCAGAUGAUCUCUGACGCCUCAAGAGAAGGAGGGACUGAAGCGGCCCUGAACCGCUACAACUCUCACUCUCCUGCGCGCGCAAACUCUCCGUCACACACAAACUCUCCCUCCAACACGCCGGCUGUAACCACCUCGGCACCGACUGCCACUUCUGCAGCUGCCUCCUUCUUCGCCAGAGCUGCUCAAAAGUUGAACUUGACAUCGAAGAAGAAGAAACAGAAGACCACCACGGUUGCAGCCCCUCUGACAUCAUCUCCGUCCUCGUCCUGCGACCCUCAUCUGUUCCCGACUAACUUCAGCUCUGCUUUGGUGACGAUGCCUCCACCUGCUCCACCUUGUCUUCUUCGAGCAGCAAACAAGAUCAAAGAUACGCCCGGCCUCGGAAAGGUGAAGGUGAUGGUCAGAGUUUGCCCAACGUCUCAGUCUGAUGCUGCAGAGUCCAGUUCCUUCUUGAAAGUGGAUCCCAGAAAGAAACAGAUCACCAUCAUGGACCCGUCGGCCAACCAGACACCGAAUGCUGCCUCCCAGAAAAGAGCAGGAGUCAAUCAUGCCCCGCCAAAGAUGUUCACCUUUGAUGCUGCAUUUCCUCCAGAUGCAUCACAGGCGGAGGUGUGUGCAGGAACAGUGGCUGAGGUCAUCCAGUCGGUGGUGAACGGAGCCGACGGCUGCAUCUUCUGCUUUGGACACUCCAAACUGGGAAAAUCGUACACAAUGAUUGGUCGUGAUGACUCUCUUCAGACCCUGGGAAUAAUCCCCUGUGCCAUCUCCUGGCUCUUUAAACUCAUCAAUGAGAGGAAGGAGAAAACAGGAGCGCGCUUCUCUGUUCGAGUCUCUGCUGUGGAGGUUUGGGGAAAGGAGGAAAACCUGAAGGAUUUGCUGUCUGACGUGGCUACAGGAAGUCUGCAGGACGGCCAGUCGCCUGGAGUUUAUCUGUGUGAGGAUCCAAUCUGUGGCAUGCAGCUCCAAAACCAGUCGGAGCUCCGUGCUCCCACCCCAGAGAAGGCGGCCUGGUUCCUGGAUGCGGCCAUCACAGCUCGCCACAGCAGCCAGCGGCCCAGCACCACAGAAGAAGAACACAGGAACUCCCACAUGCUCUUCACGUUGCACAUCUACCAGUACCGCAUGGAAAAGACAGGCAAAGGAGGGAGUGAGUACUCUAUGCUAGGAAAACAUUAUUACCAUUGAGAUGCGUUUUCCUGCAGCAGAUCUAGUUUUUCAUUUUAUUGAGGAAAAGAAAGUUUGUCUGAAAUAUGAUAUUCAGAUCUGUGUGUUAUAAAUGCAAAUCUGUCACCAGUAUGCCACUGUGUGAUCUAUUAAUAAUAAUUCAGUGCUUAGAGAAUAACAGUCUGAUAACACAAUCACACUGAGUCACUGCAUGUGACUGAGACAGAGUCUGACACUUCUCAUGCACAAAAUGUGUGCGCAUUAAUGUACUUGUCAGUGUUUCCUAUUCAGAGCUAUUUCCGAGUAUAAUAACUCUUCUAAGAUCACCUGCCGUGUGGGACCAAAGCUCAGUCGUAACGCAGCAUAAUACAGAUUUUUUUAAAUUGUUCGAGUUUGCUGAAAAUUACUUCUAGUUUAAGGGACGGAUUAGGAAUGUAGUGGUAACUGUUACAGUUAGCACAGUGUUAGCAUUAAGCAAAAAUGUAUCAAAUGCUAGUAGCAUGUGGAGACUAGCAUGUCAUGUUGAUCUCCAGUAAUAUACCAAACAUGCUAGUAACACCCCACAUGCUACUGACUGCAUUUUAUCAAAUCAUAGCACUGUUGCUAAUUUUUAGCAUAUACAAUAUUGUUUGCUAAAUAGAGUAAAUCCAUAUUAGAGAACAUGCUAUUAAUCCCCAACAACUAUUGACUACAUCUUAGCUAGCAUUAGCAUUGUUGCUAAUUUAAGCUUCUACAAUGUUAGCAUACUAAAGGGAGUAAACCAAGAAUAGUCAACAUGCUAUUAAUCCCCCAACAACUAUUGGCUACAUCUUAGCUAGCAUUAUUAUUGUUCUUAUAGUGUUGUUGCUAACUUUAGUUUCUUCAAUAAUGUUUUCAUACUGAGAAGGGCAAGACAAGGUUUAUCUACUUGCUACUGACAACCUACAUGCUGUUGACAUCAUUUUUGGCUAACCUUAGCAUUUUAGUUACAUUUAACUUAUACACUGUUGUUGAAAUACAAAAUGGAGUAAGUCAAUGAUAGUCAACUUGUUACUGACAGCAUUUUAGCUAAGCCUGGACAUUUUCAUCACAUACAACAGACAGACACAAACUAUCUGUUGUCUUAACCAGUUUAUGCUUUGACACUCAAAUCAGCUCCACUGAUGCCUCUGAUUCAAGUCUGAUAUGGACACUUUGACAGGCUCCUUUAGAAUUUAUUUUAAAAAGUAGUAAAUAAACUUAAGGAAGUCAAUUAAAAGUCUAAUUGUGGUCAGCAAUAAAUACGCGUGUGUGUGUGUGUGUGUUAGCAUAAUUGUCAACAUGCAUGAUAGGAAGAGACACAGAGAUUAGGGAUGAAUAACUGUAAUGUGGUCAUCAUUUUGCUUUCAGCUGACCCUGGACUUCAUUUGCUAAAAUGUCUUUUAUUGCAAACACAUUUUGAUAUUUACUCAGUUUUCCCCAUUUUGGAACUUGGAAGCAAAGCACAUUGACGAAAACAUUCCUUUUGGUUUAAUCUUAAUCCAUUUGUCAUUAUGCUUCAAUAAAAAAGAGUUUGUUAGAGUUGUUUGAAUCUUAUCUUAAGAGCUGCAGCUUCACCAUCAAACUCACUAAAUUGUCCUGUUGGAUUGGGCAGGGAUCCAUUCUUUGUUCUCUUUUUAAAAGCUCCAGUUCAGUUUCAUCCUAGACGAAAAUCAGAUAUCAUUCCACUAAUCUUAAAUCUACUUGAUUGUAAGCAGGAGAGAUAAAGCCCCACUGAAUGCUUUGCUGGACGGCUUUAAAUAAUGGAUGAAAUGUAAAACAGAUGCAAGAUGUUUGGGAGUACAUAACCUCCCCAACU
This is a messenger RNA of Poecilia latipinna (sailfin molly), 4815 nucleotides long. Its product is annotated as kinesin-like protein KIF26B. Gene Ontology annotation, molecular function: microtubule binding; ATP binding; microtubule motor activity. The record is from RefSeq and is a predicted model, not a curated record. NCBI's taxonomy places the organism in Eukaryota, Metazoa, Chordata, Actinopteri, Cyprinodontiformes, Poeciliidae. Gene Ontology annotation, biological process: microtubule-based movement. The coding region runs from base 699 to 3020 and encodes 773 amino acids. The transcript is spliced from 10 exons.